Molecule: messenger RNA, 3559 nt
Organism: Gracilinanus agilis (Agile Gracile Mouse Opossum)
Lineage: Eukaryota; Metazoa; Chordata; Mammalia; Didelphimorphia; Didelphidae
Gene: MOV10L1
Product: Mov10 like RISC complex RNA helicase 1
Exons: 25
Molecular function (GO): helicase activity
Source: RefSeq, a predicted model, not a curated record
AUGCUCAGGCUCGUGUCCAAGGCCUUCUCCUUCCUUUGGCGGCGGGCUGAGGGCCCGGACGAGGAGGUCGAGACGCGGCAGCGGGAGCCCGAGGAAGGUACCACCAAGCUGAAAACUGUUCAGGGAGUUGUGACAAGAUACUGUAGUGAUUAUGGAAUGAUUGACGACUUGGUGUGCUUCACUAGUGAUGUCGUCACCAGCAGUGUGCCACUGAAUAUUGGCCAGGAAGUGACUGCCAUUGUGGAGGAGGAUAAAAUAUCCAAUGGACUGAAGGCUAUCAGAGUUGAAGCUGUCUCUGAUAAGUGGGAAGAUGACAGCAAAAAUUACUGUGAACUUCCAGAUUCCAGUACCAAAAUUCUGAUUGGCUGUAUUACUUCUCUUGUUGAGGAUGCUGGCUACAUUAAUCAGACAACCUACUUCUCCAUGCAGGAUGUUUGUGAAGGUUUUGAGCCUUGUAAGGGUGAUUGGGUACAAGCUGAAUAUUUCAUUAAGCCAGCCACAUGGAACAGUGAGGCAAUUUCUGUGAAGCCACUGAGAUACAAACGAGUAGAUCAGGUUUGCAUUUCCAGUCUCUGUGGAAGAAAUGGGGUAAUCGAUGAUAGCAUCUUUUUCACUUUGGAUUCCCUGAGACUUCCUGAAGGCUAUAAACCUCGGAAAUCUGAUGUGGUCAAUGUGGUGGUGGUGGAGAGUAACCAGUCAUGCUAUAUUUGGCGGGCCCUAUGCAUGGCUCCUGUUGAAAGGUGAGACUCAGCAGUGGGUGAAGUAGGAGUUGACGAGUCAUAUGGAACCCUUCUCUUGAAAAACAAAGGAGGUCUUGAAGUUACAAAAAUGACAAAUUUUGGAACCUUAAAAGAAGGAGAAAGUAAAAACAUGGUCAUCUGGAUAGAGAAUCCUGGCCGUUGCAUGGAUCUCCUUUUGCUUUGUUUUUCUGAUUUUGUUAUUGGGCGUUACAUCGAAGUGAACGUAGUAAGUGAAGAAGAGUUACUCAUAGCUGUCACAGAACCAUUUUCUUGGAAAAAGUCUAAAGCUGCCCAAGCUCUGACGUCUCCCAAGACAACCGUGGUGGUGACAACGCAGAAAAGAAAUCUAAGAAGACAGUUGCCAAGUUUCCUCCCUCAAUAUCCCAUACCAGAUAGACUAAAAAGAUGUGUGGAACAACAACUAGAUAUAUUAACUUUUCAGCCGUUGCUUGCAGAGCUGCUGAAUAUGUCAAACUAUAAAGAUAAGUUUUCCACUUUGCUGUGGCUUGAAGAAAUUCAUGCAGAGCUAGAAAUCAGGGAGUUCUAUAUGAGUGGAGUGAUUUUGAAAAAGAAUGGGAAUUACUUGGUUUUGGAGGUUCCAGGAUUGGCAGAGAGUCGCCCAUCCUUGUACGCAGGGGACAAAGUGAUUUUAAAAAGCCAGGACUACAAUGAGCACGUUAUCGAGUACAUUGGCUAUGUGACUGAGAUUCAUGAAGAAGAUGUCACCCUUAAACUCAAUCCAGAGUUUGAAGAAGCCUACAACUUUGAGCCAAUGGAUGUGGAGUUUACUUUCAAUCGUACAACCAGCAGAAGAUGCCACUUUGCGGUUGAGCAGGCAAUACACCUCGGUGAAAAAGUAUUAUUUCCAGAAAGUAUCAUUUUACAGUCUCCACAAGUUUCUGGGACUUGGAACUAUUUGCAGGAUACAGCUAAUGAUGAACAGUCUGCUCUUAAGCAAGGAAAUAAGAAUAAGAAAAAGCCAAAGGAACCAAAGGAACACAUGGCAAAGAAGAAAAAUGCCAGUUCCAUUCACGACAUGGUGACAUUUGCCACACAGACAAUGAAUGGAGUACAAGCCUCUAAAUCGAAGGAGAGUGAAUUUUUCAACCCAGUUCUAAAUGAGAAGCAGAAACUAGCAGUUAGAAGAAUCUUAAGUGGGGACUGUCGGCCAAUCCCAUACAUUCUUUUUGGACCUCCAGGAACUGGAAAGACAGUGACCAUAAUAGAAGCUGUUUUACAGAUUCAUUCUACUUUACCAGACAGUAGGAUUCUGGUCUGUGCCCCAUCCAACAGUGCCACCGACCUCGUUUGUAUGCGGCUGCAUGAGAGCAAAGUGCUUGCCCCGGGUGCCAUGGUGAGAGUGAACGCUACCUGCAGAUUCGAGGAGACUAUCAGUGAUACUGUCAGACUCUACUGCAAAGAUGGGGAAGAUGUCUGGAAGGCAUCUCGAUACAGAAUAAUCAUCACUACCUGCAGUAGCUCUGGACUGUUCUACCAGAUUGGAGUGAGAAUUGGACAUUUCACACAUGUUUUUGUGGAUGAAGCAGGACAAGCAAGUGAGCCAGAAUGCCUCAUUCCUUUGGGUUUGGUCUCCGAAGUUAACGGCCAGAUUGUGCUUGCUGGAGAUCCCAUGCAGCUCGGCCCAGUCAUCAAGUCCCGGCUAGCUCUGGCGUAUGGAUUAAACGUGUCCAUGUUGGAAAGACUCAUGUCCCGGCCCUUGUAUCUGAGAGAUGAGAACGCUUUUGGUGCUUGUGGAUCCUACAAUCCUUUGUUGGUUACAAAGCUUGUGAAGAACUACAGGUCCCAUUCUGCAUUGCUCUCAUUGCCAUCUAAGCUCUUUUACUAUAAAGAACUGGAGUUCUGUGCUGAUACUGAAGUGGUCAACUCCUUGUUGGGUUGGGAAAAACUACCCAAGAAAGGCUUCCCUCUGAUUUUCCAUGGCAUGAGGGGUAGUGAAACACGUGAAGGAAGAAGUCCAUCUUGGUUCAAUCCGGCUGAAGCAGUUCAAGUGAUGCGUUAUUGCUGCCUCCUCACAAAGCACAUUUCCAGUGUAGUGUCAGUGAUGGACAUUGGAGUCAUCACCCCCUACAGAAAGCAGGUGGAGAAAAUCCGAGUUCUUUUGCGAAAUGUUGAUCUAAUGGACAUAAAGGUUGGCUCUGUGGAAGAAUUUCAAGGACAAGAAUACUUGGUUAUUAUCAUCUCAACGGUACGGUCAAAUGAAGACAAGUUUGAGGAUGAUCGAUUUUUUUUGGGCUUCUUGGCCAACUCGAAAAGAUUUAAUGUUGCAAUCACCAGACCCAAAGCUUUGUUGAUUGUGCUGGGAAACCCUCAUGUCCUUGUCAAGGAUCCUUGUUUCAGUGCUUUGCUGGAAUAUAGUUUAACCAAUGGGGCCUACAUAGGCUGUGAUUUACCUCCUGAACUACAGGCCCUCCAAGGCCAGGACUAGGGCUGACAUGGGCCUGUGCACGCUUUCUCCACUGCCGCUGAGCCUGGGAGCUCGAGCACGAGACGAAUCAUGAGUGUCUCCGUCGGCAGGAAAUGGCAGAUGGGUCCCCGGCCUACCGUUCCCCCAUUUAUUUCUGCCUCCUCUUGCCGGCCACCAGUGUGUGGGCUUUUGGCCUCAUUUUUGUGGCUUCAUCCACAGCUCAAGUAGCUGGGGCGAGGGCGCCAAGGAGCAUGGCGGGCGCCUCUUCCUCCCGGCCAGCACUGCCACUUGGACAAGUCAUGUCAGAAAUGAGCCUCGGAGCUGCUGCUCUGAAAUGUGCUCUCGUCUCAGAACACGUUCUGUUCAGCCUUUACAAAUAAACACAAUCAUAGGA